Populus trichocarpa (black cottonwood) is the source of this 2370-nucleotide messenger RNA. Its product is annotated as SKP1-like protein 21. Gene Ontology annotation, biological process: SCF-dependent proteasomal ubiquitin-dependent protein catabolic process. The record is from RefSeq and is a predicted model, not a curated record. The transcript has 8 exons. Lineage: Eukaryota; Viridiplantae; Streptophyta; Magnoliopsida; Malpighiales; Salicaceae. Gene Ontology annotation, molecular function: cullin family protein binding. Gene Ontology annotation, cellular component: nucleus; cytoplasm. The coding region runs from base 519 to 1595 and encodes 358 amino acids.
GUAUGGGCCGACCCAAACCAAUCCUAAAGGCUAAAACGGGUUCACGUGGAUGCGGCGACGUUUUAUCGGAACGAACGCCUUAGACGGCGACAAAGCGCGCACCUUUCACUCAGAUAAAUGGCAAAGUUUCGCGGUCACUAUCUUAAUUAUUCUCCCUCCCAACCUAAAACUUACUCACUCUCUUUCUCUACCUCUCUCACGCACCCACCAUUAUCAAUUCCGAUUUGGCAGCCAACCGCCAACCGCCAAAUCUGUCUCAGCGCGAAGAAAUUAAUUAAUAAUGAGUUUAUUAUUGAAUUCCCUUUUUCUUUAAGUUAGGGUCUAGUUUAUGUUGAUGCAGGUUUCUGAGAGAAGUGACAGAUUCAUUCUUAGCUUUCUGUCUUUCCAAUGUGAUGGAGAAGUUGGAGGCUUGGAGCUUCGUAUAGAUUCUCAGAAACCUCUAAACGCAGCGUUGCAUUUUAUGCAGCCUUGUUGUGCUGCGACCGAGGGAGAUACUUCUUUCGGAUAUUGUUUGCCAAAUGUCAGAAGUUGAUAUGGCUGUAGUAAAACCUGAGAUGAUGAGAUCGUAUAUCUGGAUUCAAACCACGGAUGGUGCAGUUCAGCAAGUGGAACAAGAAGUUGCCAUGUUUUGCCCCAUGAUAUGUCAGGAAGUAAUACUAAAGGGAAUGGGGUCUUCUAAGAACUAUGCUAUAUCUCUACCACAAAGAGUUGGUACAUCCAUGUUUAGCCUAAUUCUUGAUUUCUGCAGGUUUCAUCAAGUACCUGGUCGCUCUAACAAGGAACGCAAGUCUUUUGAUGAGAAGUUUGUUCGAAUGGACACAAAGAGGCUUUGUGAGUUGACUUCUGCCGCUGAAAGCCUUCAGCUAAAGCCCUUGGUUGAUCUUACUAGCCGCGCACUUGCACGAAUCAUUGAAGGGAAAACCCCUGAGGAGAUACGUGAGAUAUUUCAUUUGCCUGAUGAUCUAACAGAGGAAGAGAAACUAGAGCCUUUGAAGAACACAACUGAUGAUCCACGGAUCCGACUUCUAAAUCGAUUGUAUGCGAAGAAGAGGAAAGAACUGAAAGAGAGAGAGAAACUAAAGAAUGUCGAGGCCGAAGAGGAGCAUGUGGAUGACCGCUCAGUUGAUGACCUCUUAUCAUUCAUCAACGGAGGAGAUGGAGAUUCCAAAGGGAUGAAAACUUCCAAGAAUAGAAAGAAACAACAAAAAAGAAAAGAUCGGCAAAAGUGUGCCCCUGAAAUGCAUAAAAAGGAGUCUAAUGUUUUUAGUUCGUUAUGCCAUAAUUCCAAGGAUGAUCAUGAAUUACAGUCCAGCCUCAGAGAGAAAUUAAAUUUACAAGAUGCGGCAGAUGUAAUUUUUUCUCCCACAGUGGAGUUUGAGGAUGUUGAUAUUGAUGGCGAGAUAGAUCCAGCUUUAAAAGAAGAAAUUGAUAGGGAGGUUGAAGAUUUUGCUCGAAUACUAAAUUCAGAUUGGCCUGAAAGGAUGCAGGAGCUUCUAUCUUUGGGUCAAGAGAGGAGACCGGCACAAUUAUCUAUUAAUGGCAAUGGCAAUUUGAAAAGAUAUGGAAGUAUGCCCUCUUUUCCCUGGUGGUUAUAAUAUUGCUCUUGCAUGUAAUGAUUUUCUUCUCUGCAAUAUCCUAGUCCCAUGUGUAUUGAUAGUUGCUUGCUUCAAUGCUAGAAUUUGGUUUCUUACUCUUCAUAUAAUUUGAUUUGUGGGAUUGGAGUUUCAAAUUUUCAAACAAUAGUAUUUUCCUAAACUGUAUUCCAUUUAAAUUUCCACUCCACCUUUUCAUUUAUGCUAUAUUCCUUGAGAAUCUUGUCGUUUUAGUCUGCAUAGCUAUAAAUUCUUGUCUUGACUUUGUUGUUUUGUCCAGUGACAAUUGUUAGGGUUGUAACAAUGUGACCUCAUAUAGCUUGUGAACGGAUAGAUAGGAUAAAGCAUGCCUGUUAAAAUGUUUACUUGCUGUUGAUUUAUUAAACAAUGCCAGCAUUAUUCCCCGAACCCUAAUCCAUCAGAGCCUCCAUGACCACCAUGCUCCUCGAAGACUCCUUAAAUGAUUUGUAUGGAUGGAGAGGACCAGAUCCUGGGCAACAAUGAAUUCUGCAGUAUGGAUUCUCCCUCAGGCUGCCAGUGGUUGGAACAGUUUUGACCAGAUGCUAAUGCAGGUGGCUUAUGGCAAGAAAAAGGAUUGUAGUGUGAAUUCAGAUGUAAGUUUUUUUCCCUGUAUCUUUUUAUUUCUUUUUCUCACAAGGGAAAAGUUGAAAAGAAUUGCUUGUGGUUUUUAUGAGUCAAUUUGUUUGUAGGGGCGCAACCUUUGUACUUUUAAAGGAAUAAAAAUGCAAAUGCCAUUCUAUGAGCCAUUUCUUCUCAA